This is a messenger RNA of Phragmites australis (common reed), 1762 nucleotides long. RefSeq names its product transcription factor bHLH30-like. The record is from RefSeq and is a predicted model, not a curated record. Gene Ontology annotation, molecular function: DNA-binding transcription factor activity; protein dimerization activity. Gene Ontology annotation, biological process: regulation of DNA-templated transcription. Bases 212 to 1423 code for a protein of 403 amino acids. Lineage: Eukaryota; Viridiplantae; Streptophyta; Magnoliopsida; Poales; Poaceae. The transcript has 2 exons.
UGUGAGUUAUCAGGGGAGGUUCGCCAUAAUUCUUGCGAGGCCGGGCGAGAUCAUAAGCGAAAGACAAAAAGGCCGAAAGGCAAAUCAUGGUGCCACAUGCCACACCCUAUACAAAAGCUAGCCCUAGAGAGACCAGCAGCAGGAGCAUCCAUCUCGCUUCCACGCAAACGUACACCACAAACCUUAGCUGCUAGCUCCUUCACAUCGAUCGAUGGGUGGUCACGGUGACCACCACCAUCAAGAAGUCGGCGUGCUCGUCGACGACGACGACGAGGAGCUCGAGCAGCAGGCGAGGGCUUGCUGUGGCGCGACGAGUGGUGUGGUGGAGCAAGGAGUAGGGGAUGGCGGUGGUCAGGAAGCUGCCGGCAUGGUGUUCGAAGCGAGCAGUAGCGUGGGGAGCGUGAGUGUGACCAUGGCGCCGUCCCAGAUCCUCUGCUGGCCGCCACCGCUGCCCGCGCCGCCACAGCAGCAACCGCACGGUGCGAUCCACCACCACUACAACAUCGGCGGCGGCCAGGCCCCAUUCUUCCCGCUGCCGCCGCCGCUCCCCCCGCAGCCGCCCCCGCCACCCCCGUUCUUCGCCGACUUCUACGCGCGGCGCGCGCUCCAGUUCGCGUACGAUCACCACUCGGGCGGCGCGUCGCCGUCGUCCGACCCGCUCGGCCUCGGCGGGAUCUACAUGGGGCACCACGGCGGCUCCCCUGUGGCCGGGAUGAUGAUGCCGCCCUUCGCGUCGUCGCCGUUCGGGGACUUCGGCCGGAUGACCGCUCAGGAGAUCAUGGACGCCAAGGCGCUGGCCGCGUCCAAGAGCCACAGCGAGGCCGAGCGCCGCCGCCGCGAGCGCAUCAACGCGCACCUCGCGCGCCUCCGCAGCCUCCUGCCCAACACAACCAAGACGGACAAGGCCUCGCUGCUGGCGGAGGUGAUCCAGCACGUCAAGGAGCUGAAGCGUCAGACGUCCGAGAUCACGGAGGAGGCGUGCCCGCUCCCCACCGAGUCCGACGAGCUCACCGUCGACGCGUCCAGCGACGAGGACGGCCGCCUCGUCGUGCGCGCCUCGCUCUGCUGCGACGACCGCGCCGACCUCCUGCCGGACCUCAUCCGCGCGCUCAAGGCGCUCCGCCUGCGCGCGCUCAAGGCCGAGAUCACCACCCUCGGCGGCCGUGUCAAGAACGUGCUCGUCGUCACGGGGGAUGACAGCGCCGGGUGCGCGGGGACCGACGGGGACCAGCAACAGCAGCAGGAGGAGGCGCCCAUGUCUCCGCAGCACACGAUCGCGUCCAUCCAGGACGCACUGCGCGCUGUCAUGGAGCGCACGGCGUCGUCGACCGCCGAGGAAUCGGGAGCAGCGUCAUCAGGCGCUGGGCUCAAGCGGCAGCGCACGACGAGCCUCUCGGCGAUUCUAGAGAACAGGUCUAUCUAAGCUAACAUCCACUUGAUGAGAUGUGCAAGAUGAAACGAAAACAACAGUAAAAACAACACCACAAUAUCUCAUAGUUGAUCAUAAUACGGUGCAACUAGCUAGCUAGCUACUUACUAUGGAUCAUGCAUGUUUGCCAAGUACGACUAUUUUUUUAGUUUUUUUUCAUUUAUUUAUAGUCUUCCCCUCUGUGUGUGUUGAUCUCAAUUGGUGGAAUGUAUCUGCAUGCAUAUGGGAUAUCUCAGCAAUCAAUACAAGGUUUUCCUUUCUCUUUAGCAGCAGAUCAUCGGGUCUCAGCUGGACUACCAUUUGCAGACCUUUCGAUAAGUUAGAUUAGCCUGU